GGAAGGAGAAGUGUACUGCAGCCCAGAGCAAUCACUAACACACAGGGGGAUUACAUAGUGUUAAACUGGGGGAGGAACAAUACAAAUAGACUUAAAUUAAGGAGGGAGCGGGACUCUUUACAUUUUACACAAAAAUGUCCUAAAAUGGACACCAUACACACUUCCAAUCACAUGACAUGCUGAGGCCUGCCAAUCGCAAGAUGGCUGAAGGUAAAAGUUGACAAAAGAGGAAUCAUAUGACAGAGAAGAUGGCUACACAGUGGCGCUCAAGGGAAAGAAAUUAUUCAGAAGAGCUUGAGUCUUGGUACCUGGAGAGAGUCACUGUGGAAAAUGAGGACUAUCACCCACUGAAACCCAUUACUGUGACUGAAUCUAAGACCAAAAAGGUGGGCCGAAAAGAGAGCACAUCGUCCAGUUCCUCAUCAUGCUCAUCUAAUUCUGUGGCAGAUCCUCUCAGCAGUGUAUUGAUUGGCACAGACCCUCUGUCCCUGUUUGCAGCAACUGCAGAGCCAGUGGCAUCAAAUGUGGAUGUCAAAAGUAAAAAGACUGAGAAUGAAGAAUAUGUUGGAAGUGACUUUGAGCCUUGGUCAAGCAAAAGGGGAGAAAUCCUGGCCAGAUACACAACAACAGAGAAGCUUUCCAUUAAUCUCUUUAUGGGCUCUGACAGAGGCAAACCCACAAACACAGGCUCAGCUGUCUCAGAAAAAGUGAGAACACGACUCGAGGAACUGGAUGACCUUGAAGGAGGAUCACAAAAAGAACUAUUAAAUUUAACUCAGCAAGAUUACAUUAGUCGUAUUGAGGAGCUGAACCAGUCACUAAAGGAUGCUUGGGCAUCAGAUCAAAAAGUCAAAGCUCUAAAGAUUGUUAUACAGUGCUCUAAACUUCUCUCAGACACAACGGUGAUCCAGUUUUACCCAAGCAAAUUUGUGUUAAUUACCGAUAUCCUGGACACUUUUGUUUCUUCCAGUCUCCAGCAAAAUGUUAUAAAGUUCUUAACAAUGUUUUUAAUCAGCUAUGUGGAGGCAGCAAUAUUGAAGUGCAACACGUUUCUCUCUAAAACAGGACUAUCAGAGAGUCUUCCCCGUCUAACAUCUAUGAUCAGAGGCAUAGGUGACCCUCUAGUGGCAGUGUAUGCCAGAGCGUAUCUCUGCAGGGUUGGAAUGGAAGUGGCUCCUAAUGUGAAAGAAAGUCUCAACCGGAACUUUUUUGACUUCUUGCUUACAUUUAAGCUGCCUUCCCAGAUUCACAGUGACACAGUGCAAAAUCAGCUGGCUGUUCAGGCUGUAGAGAUUCCAGUUUACCUCACACUGUAUUCUCCUGCCAUUGACUGGAUGUUACGCUGCAUUGCAUAUCGUGCUCCAGAGCAUCUACUAUUUCGCUCACUUGGAUUAAACCUGGCUUUGGCUGACCCUCCUGAGAAUGACAGACUUCAGAUUUUAAACGAAGCUUGGAAAGUCAUCACUAAGUUAAGAAAUCCACAGGAUUACAUUAACUGUGCAGAAGUUUGGGUUGAGUACACAUGCAGGCAUUUUACGUUGGGACAGGUGAAUACUAUUCUGGCAGAUAUAAUUAAGCACUUGACUCCAGAUCGUGCAUUUGAGGAUGCAUAUCAACAGUUACAGUCCGUAAUAACGAAGGUUAUUACUCAUUUCCAAGACUUUUCUGUCCUUUUCUCUGUGGAGAAAUUCCUUCCAUUUUUGGAUGUGUUCCAGAAAGAAAGUGUUAGAGUGGAGGUUUGCAAGUGCAUCAUGGAAGCUUUUAUUCGGCAUCAGCAGGAAGUGACAAAAGAUCCAGUCAUACUCAAUGCUCUUCUUCAUGUAUGCAAGACCAUGCAUGACUCCGUGAAUGCUCUGACCCUUGAAGAUGAAAAGAGAACAUUGGCUAAUUUGAUAAACGGGUUUAUACGAAUGGUCUCUUUUGGACGGGACUUUGAACAGCAGCUGAGUUUUUACGUGGAAACCAGAUCAAUGUUUUGUAAUCUAGAGCCUGUGCUUAUCCAGUUAAUUCAUAGUGUGAACCAUCUUGCCAUGGAGACAAAAAAGGUGAUGAAAGGAAAUCAUUCAAGGAAGACUGCCUCAUUUGUCAGGGCUUGUGUUGCCUUCUCCUUUAUAACCAUCCCGUCUCUUACUAGCGUCUUCACACGGCUCAAUCUGUACCUGCUUUCAGGCCAGGUGGCCCUAGCAAAUCAGUGCCUUUCACAAGGUGACGGAUGCCUUAAAGCGGCAGUAAGCCUUGUUCCCGAUGUCCCAAAGACUGUCAAUAUAGAUGGGAAGAUGCGAUCCUCGGAACCCUUUAUCUUGGAGUUCCUUGCCAAUUUCUUCUCCACGUUAUUGGUUGUUCCUGAUCAUCCAGAACAAGGAGUUCUGUUUCUAGUACGGGGUCUUCUAAAUGUCAUAGAGGAUUACACAUGGGAAGAUAAUAGUGAUGAUAAAGUGCAGAUCUACACCAGCGUGUUACAUCUCCUUGCUGCCUUAAGCCAAGGAAGCUAUUUGUAUCAUGUGGACAAAGUUGACUCUAACGAUAAUCUUUACGGAGGAGAUAAAAAGUUCCUGGCGGAAAUUAACCGACUUUGUGAUACGCUAAUAGGACAAAUUUUGGAACAUCUGAAGACCCUGGGGAAAGAAAAAGUACAUAUAAAAUAAAUUAAAAAUAAAACUAUGGUCACCUUAUUGAUCUUUUGUUCUCUUGCCAUUGCUUGUGCCAAAUUGUCAGAAAAUGACUGUGUAUCCUCCAUAUAAGCAGGGUGUGCAAUGAUAAUCUGAUUUAAUUUUACAAGUACAGUUAUGGAAUCUGUUAUCUGGAAACUUGUUAUCCAGAAAGCUCUGAAUUACAGGAAGACCACCUUCCGCAGA
Xenopus laevis (African clawed frog) is the source of this 2855-nucleotide messenger RNA. It is a transcript of the gene vps35l.L, whose product is annotated as VPS35 endosomal protein-sorting factor-like. Lineage: Eukaryota; Metazoa; Chordata; Amphibia; Anura; Pipidae. The record is from RefSeq and is a predicted model, not a curated record. The transcript is spliced from 25 exons.